AUGGCUGACAAUCCCUCUGAUACCCCAACGACCAUAGCCAGACCAACAACCACACAACCGUAUGGUUUUAUUGUCACACCCUUCACACCGCCAGAUUAUUGCUCCACUCCCAUUCGAGAUUGCCCUGGAAGGUCUGGCUUCUGCAGAUGGUUUGAACGAGAUCGAACGUGCGGAUCCGACGGCAGAGCAACCAUAGCAAGCGAGUGCUUCCCGCCAGGCACCGGAUCUCUCGAUUCCUAUCUUUCUACUUAUUCGGAAAUUUUGUAUGCUUCUGCUAGCAAUUGCCCAGAGGGGUGGCAUAACGUUGGAACUAUUAGCACACGAUCUACCCACACCGUAGUUGCAUGUUGCCCUUCUUCUUAUAGGGGAGUGACAGGAGACGAUGACGGUAACAUAGGUCCCACCUGUGUUAGUAAUGUCGAUCCAGCGUCCAGUACAGUAGUCCAGAUCAUUUGUAUAGGAGAUGCAAGCCCAAUCACUACUACGAGCACUCGCCCUAGUGCUGAUGGAAUCAAUGACGUCUGGGCAGACCAGAUACAUCUCAUCUUACCUCAAUCCGAAUCUGCAUCGACGACAGACGACCCUUCUUCCACCUCAGCAAGCACCGCAUUUGCAUUACCAACGUCAGAAACCACUCCCCCAGCAACCGACUCAUCAAGCAAAUCGCCAUUACCAAAAGGCGCGAUCGCCGGCAUCGCGGUGGGCUUCGCCAUUCUUUUGUUAAUAGCCUUGUGCACGCCCGUCUGGGUGCUUCAUCGGCGGAAGCAACGACAACAUACUGACAUUGGUACAAAGAAACGAAUACCAUUCGAUUUUUCAUCGUUGCCGGAGCUUGUGGGCAUAAAGGGGAAUGGGGGUUCGAGCACGGAAAUGAGUCUGGGUCAUCCGAAUGAUGUCGUUCCGCGUGACGGGGAGAUGGGAGCGUCGUCCACGCCGAUAACACGGUAG
Molecule: messenger RNA, 948 nt
Organism: Alternaria rosae
Lineage: Eukaryota; Fungi; Ascomycota; Dothideomycetes; Pleosporales; Pleosporaceae
Exons: 2
Coding region: 1-948 (315 amino acids)
Source: RefSeq, a predicted model, not a curated record